GAAUUAAUAUAUUUUUUCAGGUACGACAAUCCAAGAACAAUAGCAGGACAAGGAACAAUAGGUUUGGAAAUAAUGGAACAAGUGCAAGAUAUAGAUGCUGUAGUCGUUCCAACAGGAGGUGGUGGUCUGUUAGCUGGAGUGGCAGUAGCAGUAAAAACAUUAAAUCCUAGUAUAAAAAUUAUAGGAGUUGAAUCAGAAAGAUGUGCUAGUUAUUCCAAAGCAAUGGAGACUGCAGGGCCUACUCAUACAGAUAUCGAAGCUACACUAGCAGAUGGUCUUGCCGUGCCCCAAGUUGGUUUUAAUGCUUGGAGGACCUCUAAAAAUUUAAUAGACAAAAUGGUUGUAGUAAAAGAAGAAUGGAUAGCCGUAGCAAUAUUAAGGUUUAUUGAAAACGAAAAAUGCGUAGUUGAAGGAGCUGGAGCAUGUGGACUGGCAGCUAUAUUGUCAGGUCACUUAGAUGAAUUUAAAGGAAAAAGAAUUGUACUGAUUUUGAGUGGCGGUAAUAUUGAUACAACUAUAUUGGGCCGAUGUUUAGAGAGAGGUUUAGCGGCAGAUGGUCGACUAGUUAAAUGUAAAAUAACCGUAAGUGACAGACCUGGAGGAAUUUCGGAGUUAUGCAAACUUAUGGGAUCAAUCGGAGUAUCAAUUAAAGAUAUUAUUCAUGAACGAGCUUGGGUAACAUCGGAUGUUUUUAGUGUAGAGGUUAAAGUCGUGUGUGAAACCAGAGAUUAUAGUCACACAAUAGAACUGAGGGAAUUGCUUUAUUCCAAAUACAAGAAAGUGCAAUUUGACAACAUUCCCAUGAACAAUUUUGUUUCUUCUUCAACUGGUGAAUUUGAUUAAACAAUUUUGAUUUUCUUUAUGAUGAAAAUCCUUUUUAAAAACUGAUCAAAUAUAAAAAAAUAAAACAUUGCUAGAAGAUGAACAAAGAAAAAAAAUGUUGAUCCCCACUUGAUAUUAUUCACCUAUACUUUUAUUUUUUAUAUUUAUAUUUUUGACUGCUUCAUAAUUAUAUUCUGAUUGUAAUUUAAAUUGUAAUAUACAUUUUUUAAUUUUUAAAUA
Molecule: messenger RNA, 1062 nt
Organism: Psylliodes chrysocephalus
Lineage: Eukaryota; Metazoa; Arthropoda; Insecta; Coleoptera; Chrysomelidae
Source: the annotation of a GenBank genome assembly